Messenger RNA from Phragmites australis (common reed), 2458 nucleotides. Its product is annotated as INCREASED PETAL GROWTH ANISOTROPY 1-like protein 1. The record is from RefSeq and is a predicted model, not a curated record. The coding region runs from base 908 to 2209 and encodes 433 amino acids. Gene Ontology annotation, cellular component: chloroplast outer membrane. The transcript has 8 exons. Gene Ontology annotation, biological process: chloroplast organization. Lineage: Eukaryota; Viridiplantae; Streptophyta; Magnoliopsida; Poales; Poaceae.
GUGUGGCUCUGAAAGGAAAAGAUAUUGCUAUUGCUAUACAUCCAGAGCAGCAAGGUUGAUAUAUGGUUGAGCCAUCAGUGAUGUCAAGGGAAGGAUCCAAAUGUCGCGCCUACUUUCCCACUGUCUCCACCAGCUUUGUUGUUUGUUGGCAGCUAUAAGUAGCAGCAGCACUUCUCCACCAUUAUUUCUGUCCUCCCACUAAUUUCCUUAAUACAGAGUUGAGCUGCUUGUCACUUGCUUCCAUUCUACGAAAUGCAGGUGCCUCUUUGUGCUCAUCGUACAUUGUUACAGGGAGUUUACUGAUGAUGGGGUUGGGGCUAAAAACGCUCUCUCAGUCAGCAUCAGCAUGCAUAAUGUUCAUCUUCGUCUCUUCCCUAGCUAGUUCCCUUCCAUGUCAGGUAAAAUCAGUGGUGUCGUUGUCACAUGGGCAUGUGCAUGCAACAAUUUGUCAACGGCCUGCCUGCCUGCGUGCCCUAGUAAAGUACUCCGGUAAAUAUGACUGACUGAAUUAGCCAGCCAGUGGCUAGCUUACUUAGUAUUUUUAAUGUAUUGUGAAUGGUGAGUAGCCUGGCUGUACCUGUUGUGCUGAUUUUGCUGCUGAUUGGAUGGAGUGAGUAGCACAGCAAUUUGCUGUAUUCCUUCGCCAGCCAGCCAUGUCUUAAUUCAUCAUCUCUUUCUGUUUGUCUUGUGUUGGUUGGGACUUGGGAGGAAUUUCCUCCAGUCAGCAGAGCCAGAUCAGGGAGCAGAGGCACUGUUCACUACUCCAUGAUGGUUCAUGAUUGGAUCGCAUCGACCAACCCAGCAAUUAAAAUUAGCUGAGAAAUUAACAAAGCUACCUACUGCGGUGGGGCUGCUCCUCCAGUCCUCUGCUGUCCUCGACCAAGCGGAGCGACCAGCCUAGCUAGCCAUGAAGCAGCAAGCUCUGAGCAGCAACGGCCAUGGCAGCAGGGUCUCCUCCUCGCCUUCGCCGACUCCGGCACCCACGCGAACGCGGGGGGCCAAACAUGCUGAUCCUUCUCCUUCGCCUCCAGCUCCAGGGGUGAAGGCCAGGCCAAGAACCACCACCACCACCAUGGCAGCAGCGAGGAGGCAGCCUCCUGCGCCCGUCGCUGUCAGGAGGGUGAGCACCAAGGACAAUAACAACAAGUCGAAGGAGACAGUCGAGGAGGAGGUGGUGCGCCUGCGCGGGGAGGUUGAGGCCCUGCGGAGGGAGAUGCAGCGCCUGCUCCGCCUCAACGCAGACCUGCAGCACAGCCAGCAGAGCAAGGCCAUCGUCAGCAGCGAUCUGUCACAGCUGCCUCCCAAUCCUUCGCCGCCACCAACCAAGAAAAUUCCUGGACGGCCACCACCGCCACCGCCACCGCCACCGCCGCCGCCGCAGCAAGGCCCUUCAACUUCAAGGAUGAUAAGCCCCGUGAGCAAGGCCACUGCACUGCUUGACAUGUACAGCUCGCUGACCAAGCAUCAGAGUGACACACGGGGAACAAGCGCUGCCGCCGCUCAGGCUCAAGCUCAUCACAGCAGCAUUGUCGACGAGCUGCAGAACCGUUCCACGCACUUGUUAGCGAUCAAAGCAGAUGUCGCAACAAAAGCCGAGUUCAUCAAUGAUCUCAUCAAGAAAAUCCACACUAGUACCUACACAGAUGUAGAUCAAGUACUCACCUUCGUGGAUUGGCUGGAUCAACAACUUUCAACUCUGUCUGACGAGACAGCCGUCUUGAAGCACUUCAACUGGCCAGAGAGGAAAGCCGAUGCACUGCGGGAAGCAGCAUCCGAAUACCGACAUCUCAAUUCUCUUAUAAAAGAUAUCUCUUCCUUGAAAGAUGAUGGUAGCCCUACAACAUGUGAAGCCACUCUCAGGAAGAUUUCAAGCUUGCUAGAUAAGUUGGAGAAGAGCAUGAACAGAUUGGUGAAUCUGAGGCGUUCAGAGAUGCCGACGUACAAAGAGUUGAGAAUUCCAACUGACUGGAUGCUUGAUUCAGGGAUUGCUUCAAAGAUGAGAUUGGCAUCAGUGAAUCUCGCAAAGGUGCACAUGAAGAGAGUUCUAAAGGAACUGGACAGGGAUACAGCAGGGAACGAGGCUACUCUGGUUGCUCAGAGUGUGCGCUUCACCUACAGAGUCCACCAGUUUGCUGGAGGCCUCGAUUGCGAAGCGAUGCACGCUUUUGAAGAGCUAAGACGGCGGGUUCGGCCGAUCUCUUCUCCUUAACUGUACUACAUCUACAUGGUGGAGCUCAAGACCUCUUCUUAAUAUAGCAAAAUGUAGUGCCUAGUUCCUUCUGAGUAUUCUUUUUUCCUUAUUUUAAAUGGUAGAGCCAAAUCUUGAGUGAUUGAGCACUGUUUAGGUCCCAGGCCAAUCACGAUCUCUGUCCCCUCUAGAUCUCUGAGCUAUCUAGUUCAAAUAUUUUUCAUUUUUAUUCUAUGUAUCGUGUCAAUUUAAAUAACACUGUGGAGUACA